AUAGUAUUUCUACUCAAAUUAUAAAACGACUCACUUCUAAAUCUCAAUGUUUUGGUACAGAAAUAUCACAAUUGCGUCAGAAAUCAACGGUCGAUUAUAGGAAUGUACCUGAAUUUGUGUUCGUAUAUUUUAUACAUUAAACAAGAAGACAUUGAAAAUUAGAAAACAUGUUGCGAUUUCUUCGACAUAGUCGGGUCAGAAUUUUGUCAUCGCAAUCGACCCCUCGCUGCCAGCAUGCAGCGCCACUAGUUCCCGCCGUUCAGCACCUACCGUCCCGCUUGUACAACGUCGGUCGAGAUGUGUAUGGCUAUCGACAAUCGGCAUGGCGGCCGCUGAAUUUGAUCGGCCUCCAACAACAAGCUGAGGGGAUCAAUACAGAUGAAGCUGCGAUACAGAAUAGGAUUCAGAAUGCCAAUCUACUACGUCUCGUAACAGCCUACCGGGAACAUGGACAUAAGAGGGCGACAUUAGAUCCUUUAGGCUUGUUGCAACUACAACCUGUGCCAGAGUUGGAGCCUCAUCUGUAUGGGUUAUCAUCAGAUAGCAGUGAAUCUUACAAUUUAACAGGUAUAGUCAACAUUGGGAAAGAGAAAGGAACAGUGCAGGAAGUCUUAGACCACCUAAAGAAGGCUUACUGUAGCAACAUUGCUGUUGAGUUUUCACACUUACUGACGAGUGAAGAAAGAGAAUGGUUUGGCCACCAAGCUGAAGAGAGCCCUCGCUGGACCGUAUCCAAUGCCACCAAGCAGAAGAUAGCACAAGUGAUGGCCGAUGCUCAGGCAUUUGACCAGUUUAUGACCACCAAAUUCGCUACUGUGAAGCGUUAUGGUGGAGAAGGAGCCGAGAGCAUGAUGGUCUUUUUCCAUCAACUCUUCACCCAAGCUGCAUCAGAUGGAGUGGAAGACAUUAUAUUAGCCAUGCCACAUAGAGGACGCUUGAAUCUUUUAAUGGGACCGCUCGGUUACUCGCCGAUGGUGAUGUUGAAGAAACUUCGGGGCAACCCCGAAUUUCCCCCACACCUUCUCUGUGUGGGAGACAUUCCCACUCAUCUCUGGACUACUGUGGAUCUGGAUGUGGAUGGAAAAGCGGUGCAUCUCUCUCUCAUUCCUAACCCUUCACAUCUUGAGGCUAACAUACCUGUUGGAAUCGGUAAAGCUAGAGGGCGCCAGAUGAGUAAACAAGAAGGUGACUACACUUUAGAUCCAUCAUUUGAUGGUUGCCAUGGUGAUAAGGUCAUAAAUGUUCUUCUUCAUGGUGAUGCUGCUUUUGUUGCCCAGGGAGUGAUAGCCGAGUGCUUUGCGAUGGCCAACCUACCUCACUAUGCAGUCGGUGGCUCCAUACAUCUGAUUGUCAACAACCAGAUUGGCUUCACCACGCCAUCCGAGAGAGGGCGCUCUUCUCCCUACAGCAGUGACAUUGCGAAAAUGAAUGGAAAUCCGGUCAUCCAUGUGAAUGGCGAGGACCCUGAGGCCGUUCUAUCGGCAUGCAGGCUAGCGGUGAGCUACAGGCAGAAGUUCAGGAAAGACGUGGUGGUCGACCUCCUCUGCUUCCGCCGCUGGGGUCACAACGAGAUCGACGACCCCUCCUUCACCCAGCCCAUCAUGUACGGCAACAUCAAGUCCAGGCUCAGCAUACCGGAUGCUUACAUACAGAAAACUGCUGAAGAGGGCUCUGUCAGUAAGGAGGAGGUUGACAAGAAUGUGUCGGAGCAGGUCCGGGAGUGGAACCGGUGUCUGAAGGAGGCGGACUCCGCCCCUGACCACGCCUACGAAUCCAUCCUUCAAGGCCCAUGGUCAUCGUGUGCACCACCUCAUUCACACAUUUCAUCAUGGGAUACCGGUAUUGAUUCAGAAAUGCUGAAAUUCAUCGGGGGAAAGUCAGUCGAGGUUCCUGAUGGAUUUAGUAUACACCCUCAUCUAAAGAAGACCUUUGUGGCUGCACGACUGAAGAGAGUAGAGGAAGGGUCUUCCAUAGAUUGGGCCACCGCAGAGAGUCUUGCUAUGGGAUCACUGCUAAUUCAAGGUUUUAAUGUGAGACUGAGUGGACAGGAUGUAGGACGGGGCACCUUCAGUCAUCGUCAUGCAAUGCUGGUGGACCAAGAGAAUGACUGCAUCCAUGUUCCACUCAACAACAUGGACCAAUCACAGAAAGGCUUUUUUGAGGUUGCAAACAGCCCCUUGUCUGAAGAAGCUGUGCUUGGCUUUGAGUAUGGGAUGAGCAUUGAGAGUCCUGACCUGCUAGUCUUAUGGGAGGCUCAGUUUGGAGAUUUCUUCAAUGCAGCCCAGACGAUCAUCGACACCUACAUCUUUCCCGGAGAAUUAAAAUGGCAGCUGCAGAGCGGUCUCGUCAUGCUGCUCCCUCACGGGUUCGACGGGGCUGGUCCGGAGCACUCCUCUUGCCGUCUGGAGCGGUUUCUGCUGCAGUGUGACAGCAGUGAUGAGAAGGUGGACGGAGACAAUGUCAAUGUUCAGAUCGCCAACCCCACCACACCAGCUCAGUACUUCCAUCUUCUACGGAGACAGAUGGUUCGAAAUUACCGGAAGCCUCUGAUCAUAGCCUCACCAAAGGUCCUCCUCCGUCUUCCAGCUGCCGCUUCAGACCUCUCAGAGAUGGGACCUAGAACUAAUUUUAGACCAGUCAUCGAUGAUCAGACUACUGAUCCUCAAAGUAUCCAGAAGGUUGUUAUAUGUUGUGGGAAGCACUACUAUGCUCUACAGAAGGAGAGGGAGAGCAGACAGGCUCAUCAUAUAGCCAUAGUGAGGGUAGAGUCUCUGUGUCCCUUCCCAGCUGAUCUCCUGCAGAGUGUGCUGAGUAGAUACCCUAAUGCCAAAGAAUAUUUGUGGAGUCAAGAGGAACACAAGAACAUGGGGGCGUGGUCCUUUGUUGCACCUCGAUUUGAGAACCUCGUUGGACACAAGCUUGCCUAUGCUGGAAGAGACGUUCUCGGAGUGCCUGCGGUUGGCACGGCAACGCUACACCAGGAAGAGGUCAAGCAGCUCAUGGUGCGAACGUUUGACCGGUAGUCGUCAAUUUGUAGAUGAAACAUUGUUUACGGAUUAGGAUACUAUUAACAUAUGGUCGGUAUUACAUUAAUACUGUAUCAUAACCAUGUGCAAAUAGGAUUUGGUUAUAGUUUUGUUUCAUUUUUAAAUAUUUGUUGGAGAAUAGCUCAUGAUGCAAACAUUGGUCUGGUAGUUUAAAUACCGUCAAAGAAACACCAACUCUAAUUAGGAUACCAGCACAAGCUAAGUAUGAUAGUAUUGGAUAAUAUAAUAGUGUGAACGUUUAAACAAGAUUUCUGUGAAAAAAAAUUAUAUUUGGCAUGUUAUCUCAUGCUAAAUAUUACCUUUAUAUUGUCUUUGUGCUCGUAGGAUUUUGGGGCUAUUAUAUGGGUGUGUGUGUGUGUGACUUUGUUUUUAUGUUUAAUUUUUUUUUGGGGGGGGGGGUUGGUGUUCCAUGAGGUUCUUAGCCUAUAGCUCUGCUGUGCUUGUUGGAUUUUUCUAUUCAUUUUUGGUUUGUUUUCUUUGAUUUUGAUAACUGUAAAAUGUUAUUUGUUUUUGUCAGUGCUCUGUGAGUUUCCUUGCCUGUCAUUCUACGAGCAUGACACAGUGAUCAUGACACAGUGAGAACUACCUCUUUAGUUGUAUUGGACAAUCGGUAGCUUAAACUUGAGCAGAUGUUUGCAGAUCAUUCUGUUGGCAUGAAUCUGUCUCAUUUCAUUAACAUUAAUUGAUUUUUAUUGUAUUUCGAUUAAAUUUUGAUUUCUUUCUGGCUUCAUGAGUCUACUACAAGUUAAUGAUGUGCAAUUAUAUUCAAAGUGUCAAAAUAUUUGUAAAAACGAUUAUGAAAAAUGCAGUUCAUCCAAAAAUAUAGAUAAAUAAAUAAAUAGAAGAGAAAAAAUAAAGCAAAUAGGGGAAAAGGAGAGGAAAUUUUAGAGUUCUAUUUUGUUGCUGAUUGUUUUUGCCAAUUUUAAGUAUGAAGAUACUUAUUUUCCCCCCAACGGCAAUGAAAAGUUAUGCAAAAGUAUGUUGUUGUUUUUUAAACUAUAGAUCCAGUGACUAUGGAAAUAAAUAGCAUUGAAUAUGAAGGAGGCAGGCAGCAAAUAAUUGUCCAAUAGGGCCAUCUACGAUGCAUCUAGUUGACUAUAUGCCUAAAUUGCUGCAACAGUGUGAUAUCAAGCAAUAGGUUUAUUAUUUCUGUAUCAAUGCAAGCUGUAGAUGAAUUCAAUGAUCUGUAUGUACGGUAUUCAUAUAUGCAACUGAAAUUAAACUUGAAUAUAUUUUUUGUCUUUUAAAGAGAUAUAUAUACAUUGUCCUGGACUAGUCUCAUGUGUGUGUGGGAAUAGUAUAUCUUUAUUUUCCAUUGCUCGAAACCCUAAAUUGCCACAUUGUUUAGAAAAUAUACAUUUCCAUUGUACUUGUGACAAAGGUUGACUUUGGCAAUCCAUCAUUUAUUCCAUUAGUUGACCAAUGCCAGCAAAGAGUUAACAAACACUCAUUACUGUUUAAGGACAAAUCAAUAACUACAUGUAGGAAUAUCUAUGUGCAUACAUGUACAUAAUUCAUGGUAUAAAUGUUUUGUAAGAAUUUAUUCAAGCAAAAUUAAUGUAAAGGUGUGCAAUAUACUAAGUAAUAACUUUGAAAACAGAAUAUUAAAAGAGUCUCCUAUCCCCAUUUUGAGCCUACAUGUAGCAGCUUUAUUGCAUUUUCCAAUGAUAUAAUUUGUCUGUUCAGAGCCAAUAGGGCAUUAACUCUGUGUUCAUGUAUAUGAGUUUAAUAGCACCCUUCUGGCUCCAAAAAGAUGUUAUAUUGAUUGAUAUUCUAGUAAUCUAAUGUUGAUGAAAAGAAAUUUUAUUUCAUUAUUUCCAUCACAUUUUAAAAGGGGAUCGAUCGUAAACUAUGUAAAGAGUAUCACGAGUAAGUGACGAGCAUGACAGACAAAAAUUAGCAGGCAUUAAAUACCUUUUUCAUCAUUAGCGAUAGGUGUAUUCGAAUCUUACACCUAAAAUAGUGCUGACAUAUUUAUAUAUAUAUAUAUAUAUAUAUAUGCUUGGCUGUUUUGUCUUACCAGGGUAUGUAUUAUUAAACAUGUAUGUGUAAUAUAACAUUAUACUCUUGUUAACAUCAUGUCAUUUUUAUCAAAUUGUACGUUAUACAUUUGAUGAUAUAUUGUAUCUUGAAACCAAAGUAUAUGUACACUAUGAAAACCCCGUACAAAUCAUCUUGAUUGUAUCUUAUUUGUGUUUUGUCCGACCCUCGUUAUAUCUUGAAAUAAUCUUAUUUGCCACUUGGACAAAAUCUCAUGGGCAUUUUCGUGGCUUUGUGAAACAGAACAAACCUAGACAUUUUCAAAAUCUGUCUGAAGAGACAUACACCAAAGAAUCAUGAUUUUAUAAGAAAUUGCAUGUAUUCAACUUUGGAUUAUGAGAACUUUCAUACAGAUACACUAAAAAGUUGGACUACCCCAUGCAUUGAUAUGUUAUACCGGUAUGUGGAUGUAGAAGUGCUGCGAUUAUUUUGUACUUGAGAAACAUGUAGUGUGCACUAGACUGUGCAGUUGUAUCAUGUUCUUAAGAUCUUCAUAUUUUCUAAAAAUAGGGUGAAACAUUCUAUACAAGAAUCUUAUUUGAAGAUUACAACACUGUAAAACCCAAGAGUGGUUCAUUCACACAUGAUUUUUUGUUAAAAUGAAAGUAGAGAUUAGCAUGUGUUUUGUGGUAGAAUUUGAAUUUUCCUCCCAUUUUUGCAUGACUUUGAAAAAACACUGCUUUUUUUUGGGGGGGGGGGGGAUGGAGGGGUAUGAUAUGCCUAUUUAAUAUUCCUACUACAUGUAUUAUUGCCCAUUGUAAAGUUACUGUCUUUUCUAACAAUGUGAAUUAAAUUACAGUUUCAUGUCAGUAA
Strongylocentrotus purpuratus (purple sea urchin) is the source of this 5900-nucleotide messenger RNA. It is a transcript of the gene dhtkd1, whose product is annotated as probable 2-oxoglutarate dehydrogenase E1 component DHKTD1, mitochondrial. NCBI's taxonomy places the organism in Eukaryota, Metazoa, Echinodermata, Echinoidea, Camarodonta, Strongylocentrotidae. The transcript has 21 exons. Bases 168 to 3023 code for a protein of 951 amino acids. The record is from RefSeq and is a predicted model, not a curated record. Gene Ontology annotation, biological process: tricarboxylic acid cycle. Gene Ontology annotation, molecular function: thiamine pyrophosphate binding; oxoglutarate dehydrogenase (succinyl-transferring) activity.